Molecule: messenger RNA, 1452 nt
Organism: Trichoplax adhaerens
Lineage: Eukaryota; Metazoa; Placozoa; Uniplacotomia; Trichoplacea; Trichoplacidae
Exons: 4
Coding region: 1-1452 (483 amino acids)
Source: RefSeq, a predicted model, not a curated record
AUGUCUUUCAAAUACAAGAUUAUUACAAACACUGCUACAUUUAGUGAAAAUUCGUCCAUUGACCGGAAACAAUCGCUAUCACUAACCUCCUAUCAACCAAAAUCUUAUAUCGCGAAUAUCAAGCCAAAGUAUUUUCUAUACGGCGUAGGUGCUGAAGGCAAUAUAAAAUGGAGCAAAAAAGGAGAGACACAAUUGAAUUACUACUUACACGACGGUAAAACCGAUGAAGUUGUGGUCGAUGGUCAAAUAACGGAUAUAGAGGAAAGUCUUCAAAUAGAACAACCAUCUGAAUAUCAUUCUUACGAAAUCAAAGUUCGACCUAAUGAUUUAGGCCAUACCUAUGAAGUCCUAAUACCUCAACAUUUAUGCUUUGCUGUCAGCGGUAUUAAAGAUGCUAUACGUUCCAAAUAUGAUGAUUAUAUGGCUAAAAUAGAUAAUAAAUGGCUGAGUAAAACUGCUCGAUUUCAACUCGAUUACUUAUUACCGGCAUAUGUUGACGAGACAUUGAUUGUCAAAUCAUGGUCUAACCCUGACCGAAACGAAGUAAAGAGUUUAAUCAUGCGCGGUGAACAAUGUUUAAGUUCUUUUACAAUUAAUUUCGAUCCACAGCGAGAAUUUACACCUGGUCGCUUCGAUCCGGAUCUAGAUAUAAUAAGUCUUGAUUCUUUCCAUGUUAAAUUCAAUUCACCUCAUUUAUUUUAUUUCAGCGAUAGGUUUAAACAAUCAGAUGUAAGUAAGCUGUUAUAUGUUUUUCUGGAAAGAUUCGAAGCCUCCUUACGUUUAGGUGUAUUUGACUUUAACGUACUAGCCUCUAAAUACAGCGGUACACUAAUGAUUGUGGCAAAUACAGGAAUAAUAAAUCCAGCACUUUAUGAUUUACCACCAAAUACAAUGAUAAAACAAUCGAUGAGAAUGACGUCUAUUGGCAAGUCGUCGUGUAUUCUUACUUUCGAAUUUUACGACAUACUAACUGAGCAAUUGGUUUUAAGCUAUGAUAACGUUUGUAUUUUCAUGAAAAAUGGCAAGCUCGAAACAUUUCCUGAAGCGUACAAGAAGAAAAUGUUGGAAGAAGUACCUACGAGGGUAUCCGACGAAGGGGUUAUGCUGCUAUUUAAGAAAGUACCUGAAAAUCAUUAUACCUACAAAGUGAAAACACGAUCAAGUGAUGUCGAUUAUAAUAAUCAUAUCGGUUACGCCGGUAUAUUUGGCUUUUGCCUUGAUACCGCGAGUUCCGCUAUUUCGUCUAAUAGCAGCUGCUACAAGUAUAAUUUCGGUAAAGAUUUCAAUCCACGUUGUAUCCGUCAGAAAAGUGUUUCGUUUUUUAGAGAAAUACAUCUUGACAGUGAAGUUACAAUCAAAACUUGGCAAGCCGAAGAUAAAAACUCUCUAUUUUUCAGUGUAGAGAAGGGUUCAAAAUGCGUCUGUCAAGUAGAAUUUGUCGUCGAUAUUUAA